AUGCCGCCACGACUACCGCUCCGUAAGCCCUUUGAGGCCCUCGUCAGGCGCAACAAUGCCACCACCCUCACAUCCCGCCGCACCCUCAUCGCCGCACCGAAACCAAACUCGGGUCCUCUGAUGGAGCGCCGCGCCGACCGCGCCCUCCCCGACAUGACUCCCAGCAAAUCAUGGAUGAUCACUGGUCCUUUGUUCCUCGCCGCCAUGGCCGCCUCCACUCUUGUCAUCUUCAACUACCAAAAGCAAAACUCGUCCGUCGUCACAAGCACAAUGUACUCGUUGCGAACAAAUGCUCUGGCGCGAGAGAUUCUCGGGGACGAGGUUUACUUUGCCAGCAAGUUCCCCAUUAUUGCGGGAGAGAUCAACCAAUUGCAUGGAAAGAUUGAUGUUGAAUACUGGGUCAAGGGAACGAGGCAAGAGGCCAAGAUGAGAUUCAAGAGUCACAGAAAGACGAGGAUGGGAAUUUUCGAGACCACAGAGUGGAGUCUAGAGACGACAGAUGGCAAGGUGGUUGAUUUGCUCAAUGCCACCAAUAGUGAUCCAUUCGUCGCCACACCCAUGGAAGCAAAGGCCAGCGCUGCUGAGGCCUAA
Molecule: messenger RNA, 591 nt
Organism: Aureobasidium subglaciale EXF-2481
Lineage: Eukaryota; Fungi; Ascomycota; Dothideomycetes; Dothideales; Saccotheciaceae
Exons: 2
Coding region: 1-591 (196 amino acids)
Biological process (GO): mitochondrial respiratory chain complex IV assembly
Cellular component (GO): mitochondrial inner membrane
Source: RefSeq, a predicted model, not a curated record